AGCCCCGCAAUAAAACCACCCGAAAAACCGUAGCAAAAGCGCUGCCAGGCCAUGUACCCCAUAGCAUAAUCAUACCACAGUGAAGUGCCCCACCACCACCCGCCGCCACCCCCCAGACAACACAACGAAGGCCCCUCUUCCUCCCCCCUUCUCCCCAAUUCCCUUCGCCAUCAUCCUCUGCUCCCCUCUCUCGCGACCCGCAGCCCGUCGAGUUCGAGUUCUUGGAGGAGCAGCUUGUUCAAGAACCCCGAUCCCACGCGAGGAGGGGGAGAGAGAAUCCGGACCCCGAGUUGACCCGCCAAAGCCCGGCGAGAUUCGGCUCGAUCUGAUUGCGAGCCAUGGAGCUGGACAGGAUCGAAUGCGUGUCCUACUCCGACGGUGUGGACGACGACGACGACGACGCCCCCGCUGUGCCGCCCCAGCAGCUCCCGCGCCCGUUCCUCAAGUCGUCCUCCGCCGCCGGUAGCGCGGCGGCGUCGGCGGCCGUGAACGUGGUCGUCGUCUCCGACCGCGGCGGGGGUGCGGGCCCGGCGACCGCGGGGCCGCUGAUAUCGCCGGGCACGGGCGUGCACGAGCUGCUCGAGUGCCCCGUUUGCACCAACUCCAUGUACCCGCCCAUCCACCAGUGCCAAAAUGGUCAUACUAUUUGUUCAACCUGCAAAACCCGGGUGCACAACCGCUGCCCAACCUGUCGACAGGAGCUUGGUGACAUCAGGUGUUUGGCAUUGGAAAAAGUGGCUGAAUCACUUGAGCUUCCCUGCAAAUACUACUCCCUCGGUUGUCUAGAGGUCUUCCCAUACUAUAGCAAACUCAAGCAUGAAUCACAGUGCAAUUUUAGGCCAUACAACUGCCCAUAUGCGGGCUCUGAAUGCUCAGUUCUAGGGGAUAUUCCUUUUCUUGUUGCGCAUCUAAGAGACGACCAUAAAGUUGACAUGCACUCUGGGUGCACAUUUAAUCACCGCUAUGUCAAGUCCAACCCAAGAGAGGUCGAAAAUGCAACCUGGAUGCUAACCGUUUUCCAUUGUUUUGGGCAGUACUUCUGCUUGCACUUCGAGGCUUUCCAGCUUGGAAUGGCACCAGUAUACAUGGCUUUCCUCCGUUUUAUGGGCGACGAAAAUGAUGCAAGGAACUACAGCUAUAGCCUUGAGGUUGGAGCAAAUGGCAGGAAGAUGAUAUGGGAGGGCACUCCCCGCAGCAUCCGGGACAGCCACCGGAAGGUUAGGGAUAGCCAUGACGGCCUAAUAAUUCAGCGCAACAUGGCUCUCUUCUUCUCAGGUGGAGACAGGAAAGAGUUGAAACUGCGGGUCACGGGCCGUAUCUGUAAGGAACAGCAGAAUCCCGACUCAGGAGCCUGCAUUCCUAAUCUGUUCAGCUGAACUCAAUAACCAGAAAAAGGAUUGAUGCAGCUGUAGAUUUAUACGGUUGAUGUGCUUGUGUGUGUUUCUCUGUAAUUUGUGUUUUGUUAUUUUCAUUGUCCUGCCAAUCCGCCAUUUGCGGCCUGCCCUAAAUUAGUAGAGCGUAUUGUUGGGAGGAUCAUGAAAAUACGAGUGUAGCUUGUGGGCUGUGACUAAUUCUCAUGAAUAACAUGAUCAGCGAUUGUCAGAUU
This is a messenger RNA of Phragmites australis (common reed), 1606 nucleotides long. Its product is annotated as E3 ubiquitin-protein ligase SINAT5-like. Gene Ontology annotation, biological process: multicellular organism development; ubiquitin-dependent protein catabolic process. Gene Ontology annotation, cellular component: cytoplasm. Lineage: Eukaryota; Viridiplantae; Streptophyta; Magnoliopsida; Poales; Poaceae. The record is from RefSeq and is a predicted model, not a curated record. The transcript has 3 exons. Bases 339 to 1376 code for a protein of 345 amino acids. Gene Ontology annotation, molecular function: zinc ion binding; ubiquitin protein ligase activity; protein binding.